AUGAUAAUUUGCUCAAGUCGGUCUGGUGGAGUUUGGUGUACAGAGACGAUUUCUUCUCAAGAUGCCUCUAUGCCAGCAGAAGCACCGCCAUCGUUGAUGGAUGCAAACCGAGGAGUUAGGGCAAAAAGAAUAAUGGGACAUCUUAUUGGAACGCUUUCCAAGUGUAAAGAAGAGUUAAUUGCGCGAGAAGAGUUAAUUUCCAAACGCUCUCAACUAGAGGAACGUGCCUGUUUGAAGCGAAAGUCACAGGAAGAGUCGGAAAAUAUUCAAAAAACCCUAUUAAGGCACCGGCGUUUGCAGGAAGAAAAGGAGAAAAGGGCAAAAAUCGAAAAAGAACAUCGAGAUGCCGAACUUUGCUCGCUGAAAGAAAUGGAGGAGGAGUGGAGUAGGCAUCAUCAGACGCUAUCCAAGUUUUUAAUAACCAAGCUCCCCCCACCGGCACACUUUGAGAGAGAUUCUUUUAAAGAUUUAUUGUAUAUUUUGAAAGAUAUUUUAUUGAAAGAAAAUAAAAUCUUUAAAUAUGCUUUACAUCAUGGGGCAGCCUUGGGAUUGGAAAUCCGCGCCGAUAUUGUCAGAAUUGUUGAUGUUAAAUAA
Messenger RNA from Mitosporidium daphniae, 594 nucleotides. RefSeq lists its product as uncharacterized. The record is from RefSeq and is a predicted model, not a curated record. The coding region runs from base 1 to 594 and encodes 197 amino acids. Gene Ontology annotation, cellular component: catalytic step 2 spliceosome. NCBI's taxonomy places the organism in Eukaryota, Fungi, Microsporidia. The transcript has 4 exons.